UAUAUGACGUCACACACAAACAUGGCCGCUUACAGGAGCGUUAGAUUUGCAAGGAAUGUUGCGGCUCUUUUUUCGAGAUCGUACCAUGUGCUCAGCAAACCUCCCCAUAACGUAGUGAGCAGAUGUGCAUUGCCACAGAAACCAACCACCAUGUUUAUCAGGAACAUGUUUAUUCAAACCCAAAACACCCCAAAUCCAAAUAGUCUGAAGUUUCUUCCUGGCCGUGUGGUGUUGGAAUCAGGAACAAUGGAUUUUACUGAACCUAGAGAUGCAUAUUGUUCACCCUUGGCAAGGCAGUUGUUCAGAAUUGAUGGAGUGAAGAGUGUUUUCCUCGGCCCCAAUUUCAUCACCAUUACCAGGGUUGAUUCAGACACAGAGUGGAAAGUGAUCAAACCAGAUGUUUUCGCCACUAUCAUGGACUUUUUUACUUCAGGGCUUCCUGUUGUCAAUGAGGCAGAUGCUCCACGUGCAGACACAGCUCCUUCCAAUGAAGACGAUGAGGUGGUUUCCAUGAUCAAAGAAUUGCUGGAUACACGUAUAAGACCCACUGUGCAGGAGGAUGGUGGUGACAUUCUGUAUCAGGGUUUUGAGGACGGUAUUGUAAAGCUGAAGCUGCAGGGUUCUUGCACUAAUUGUCCCAGCUCCAUCAUCACGCUAAAGAACGGCGUCCAGAACAUGCUUCAGUUUUAUAUUCCUGAGGUGGAGGGAGUUGAGCAGGUGAAGGAUGAGGAUACAGAGGUAGAAAAUAAAGUCCAGGGAUAGGUUCAGCCGGCCAGCGUCUGGCCUAUAGACUAAAUUCUUCAUUAACCAGCAGGACCGCUUCCUUUACAGUCCAGUUGGGAAGAAGAUGAUGUGAGUUUGGCAGUGUCUGCUUAGUUACACAGCUGUAUGGAAGAUUGAAAAACCUCUUUAUCUUUAAACAUUAGCUCUAGACAUUGCUAUGGCUCUUAGUAUGCAGCAAUGGGGUUUUUUACCCUGCAUUUUUUAUAAACAAUAUAUGAUUGGUGUCGUAACAGGUAUUGGAUUAUUUCCCCUUAAUAUAUCAAUCAAUGCACUGUUUAAGGUUCUCAAAGCAAAGUAUUUCCUGUUUAUGUGAAUAAAUAUGUGUUGCACAGUAUACUGUAUUUGCCAUUAUAUAAAACUACACGCACAAAUGCAAAUACAGCGAGUUCUCUAGAAUACAAAUGGUUUGGGUUGAAAUACAAUUGCAGUGGGAUUUUUUAAAAGAAUGAAACUUUGCCUGGUUACACCUAAAUAAAGGUAAAAAGAACCAGAAGCACCACUGAUUUAUUUUCCUCAUUGAAUCAUAUCUUGAGAUGGAGGUUGAUAAAGCUAGCAUUGUUUUAUUAUUGUGUAUGUUACAAUCUAUUGGUCAUCUAAAAAGAUGACAGCAUCUGUCACUGUAAAUGCAAGACUUUUGUUUUCAAAAUGAUUAAUAAUAAAGUUAAUGAAAGAG
Paramisgurnus dabryanus is the source of this 1456-nucleotide messenger RNA. RefSeq names its product NFU1 iron-sulfur cluster scaffold homolog (S. cerevisiae) (gene nfu1). The record is from RefSeq and is a predicted model, not a curated record. Gene Ontology annotation, molecular function: iron-sulfur cluster binding; iron ion binding. Gene Ontology annotation, cellular component: mitochondrion. NCBI's taxonomy places the organism in Eukaryota, Metazoa, Chordata, Actinopteri, Cypriniformes, Cobitidae. Gene Ontology annotation, biological process: iron-sulfur cluster assembly.